Molecule: messenger RNA, 1029 nt
Organism: Didymodactylos carnosus
Lineage: Eukaryota; Metazoa; Rotifera; Eurotatoria; Philodinida; Philodinidae
Source: the annotation of a GenBank genome assembly
AUGUUAACAAAAGCACAAUCCACUUUAAAAUCAGAAACAUGUCAGAAACCAGAUAUUGUUAAAAUGGAAGAUCAAGUUUCUCCUUAUCAUACUUCACCUUAUGGCAUUAUACCGUUACCACAUCUCACUAUGAAUACGGAUGUUAAAUAUGGUUUAUACGAGAACACUUCAGAUUUAGAUGGUCAAAAUAAUGCUUGCACAAAACGCUAUGAUGUUAAUGAUAUGUUACAACAGAUUUUAUCUAUUGUCGAUCAAAGUUUAGACGAAGCACAACAAAGAAAACAUGCUUUUAAUUGCAAUCGUCUCAAACCAGCAUUUUUUCAAGUUUUAUGUGAAAUUAAAGAAAAAACCGCUAUAAAUAUAAGAAAUCUGCCAGAAGACGAGCCACAAGAUCCACAAUUAAUGCGUUUAGAUAACAUGUUAAUUGCUGAAGGUGUUGCGGGUCCAGAACGAAGUGGUCCUACAAGUGGUUCAUCAUCAGCUAGUGCUUCAGCACUCGCAUCAAUUAAUGAUGAUUCAGCGCUAGAACAUAGUGAUUAUCGUGCAAAAUUGACACAAAUAAGACAACUGUAUCAUAGUGAACUCGAAAAAUACGAACAAGCAUGCAAUGACUUUACAAGUCAUGUUGUUAACUUGUUGAGAGAACAAAGUCGUGCACGACCAAUAAGUCCACGUGAAAUCGAUCGUAUGGUACAUAUUAUUCGCAAAAAAUUUAGUUCAAUUCAAUUACAAUUAAAACAAUCGACAUGUGAAGCUGUUAUGAUAUUAAGAUCAAGAUUUUUGGAUGCAAGACGAAAACGUCGAAAUUUUAGUAAAACGGCUACCGAGGUGUUGAAUGAAUAUUUUUAUUCACAUUUAAGCAAUCCAUAUCCAAGUGAAGAGGCAAAAGAUGAACUUGCAAGAAAGUGUGGAAUAUCAGUAUCUCAAGUUUCCAAUUGGUUCGGAAAUAAACGUAUUCGUUAUAAAAAGAAUAUUGGCAAAGCCCAGGAAGAAGCAAAUCUAUACGCCGGUAUUUACACCAUCAAUUAA